Molecule: messenger RNA, 945 nt
Organism: Camellia sinensis
Lineage: Eukaryota; Viridiplantae; Streptophyta; Magnoliopsida; Ericales; Theaceae
Source: RefSeq, a predicted model, not a curated record
CUAUAUUGUCAUCAUAUGGAGGCAACAGAAUUAGAAAUUGAAGCAUAUCCACUGUUAGAUGAACUCACGUCGAAGAUCAGCACCUUAAACUUGGAACGUGUGCGUCGACUGAAAAGUAGACUUGUUGCCUUAACUCGACGAGUUCAAAAGGUUAGGGAUGAGAUAGAGCAGCUGAUGGAUGAUGAUGGAGAUAUGGCCGAAAUGUAUCUCACUGAAAAAAAAAUGCGGAUGGAAUCAUCAUUCUACGGCGACCAAGCUCUAAUGGGAUACCGAUCAACUGACGGUGUGCAGUCUGCUUCAGCUCCAGUUUCUCCCGUUUCUUCACCCCCCGAGAGUAGGAAGCUCGAGAAAAGCUUGAGUACUGCUAGGAGCCGUCACGAGAGCACACGAAGUAGUACUGAAAGUGCUACAGAGAGUAUUGCAGAACUGGAGAUGUUGUUGGAGGCCUACUUUGUUGUCAUUGACAGCACCCUCAACAAGCUCACAUCGCUACGGGAGUACAUUGAUGACACAGAAGAUUUCAUCAACAUUCAGCUGGAUAAUGUUCGAAACCAGCUUAUACAAUUCGAGCUGCUACUGACAACUGCAACAUUUGUGGUUGCGAUAUUUGGCGUGGUAGCGGGGAUAUUUGGCAUGAAUUUUCCAAUACCAUUGUUUGAUGACGAGGGUGCGUUCAAGUGGGUGCUAGUAAUAACAGGAGUAGCUGGAAUCGUCAUAUUUUGUUCAUUUUUGUGGUUUUUCAAGUACCGAAGAUUGAUGCCGCUGUAGAUGAUAGUGAAGCAAAUUGCAAUUACUUGAAGCAAAAAAAUGCUAUCGAGUAUUAUUAAUGUCAUCAUUUACUGUUGUGUUCUUUAUUGAAAAUUGAAAAAAUAUAAGAAAUGAAAAUAUGGCUCUCUCUAAGAGCAAUUCUUUCUAUUUUUUAGAGGUCCAUAAUUUGGUUGUAUA